Postia placenta MAD-698-R-SB12 is the source of this 684-nucleotide messenger RNA. RefSeq lists its product as hypothetical. The coding region runs from base 1 to 684 and encodes 227 amino acids. The record is from RefSeq and is a predicted model, not a curated record. NCBI's taxonomy places the organism in Eukaryota, Fungi, Basidiomycota, Agaricomycetes, Polyporales, Adustoporiaceae. The transcript has 2 exons.
AUGCCAGCCCUCACGCGUUUCUCCGUCGACCUGAUUACCUGGUCGUUCGUCGACAGAUUCCACAUCGAUCGCAUGAUGGCCGACCCACCGAAGCUGCAACUGUCUGGUGUCGAGUUUAUCCGGUUUGCGGACCCAGUGAAAUUCUGUUCGUGGCUUCUCAGGAUGCCUAUCCCGCCUACACUGCAGACGGUGGCGUUUCAUUGGGUUAUGGCUGAGGAUGCACAGAUGGUGGGCAAAUUCCUGGCCGAGCUUGGUCCCGGGCUGCGGAGUCUUCGUAUUGGAUGCCGACUUGACAAGCAUCCGGAGAUGGCAUACUCGUUGAACAAGCACAUCGACUUGUCACAUAACGUGGAAAUGCACUCGCUGCAUCUUGUCGUAGCGGAUCUGCAGGACUACCUGAUGCUGUGGGUGCCUGCCAUCCUGUCUCAAGUCAAGCAUGUGCCUUUACGGCGGCUGACACUGGAGGUGUGGCUGCACAAUGGGCUGCAGUUAGUCAGUGAUGUGUGGGACGAGAUUGUGGCGCUUUUGGACAACGAGUGGGUCGACACGAUGCACGAGGUCGUGAUCAUGCAUCGUGGUGAUCUCUGCAUGAAGUAUACGAACGCAUGGUGGGCAUGGCGGAUCCCUAGUCUCGUGGGACGCCGCAUUUUACGGGUUCAAGAUCGUUCUCCAUUCCUCAAGUAA